This is a messenger RNA of Poeciliopsis prolifica (blackstripe livebearer), 1092 nucleotides long. Its product is annotated as butyrophilin-like protein 10. The transcript is spliced from 3 exons. Bases 106 to 681 code for a protein of 191 amino acids. The record is from RefSeq and is a predicted model, not a curated record. Lineage: Eukaryota; Metazoa; Chordata; Actinopteri; Cyprinodontiformes; Poeciliidae.
CAGAGAAACAGUCAGAACUAUCAGACCACAGGCAGCUUCAGAUCAACAGCAGUGACAGCAGGCAGCUAACAUCAGGCUGAACUGAGGAUCUUACUGACAAACACCAUGAAGAUCUUCGUCUUUCUCUGCUUCGCUCUGAGUUUCAUGGAUCUGUGUCUCUGUGGAGAUCCUGUAAACAUCAAAGCAGAACCAGGAGAGAACGUUAAUCUGCCAUGUGAAGCUGACAGGAACAGCAAAGUCUCAGUUGUAGACCUGACCAGAAACGACCUGGAACCAGAAUAUGUGUUUCUCUACAGGGAUGAAGAGAUUGAUGUAGAUCUCCAGAACGCUCAGUACUUGGGCCGAACAGAACUGCACAGCCUUUACAGCACUGAUGGAAAGGUCAAUGUGACUAUAAAGAAUGUAACAGAGAAGGACAGUGGAGACUAUGAAUGCAGUGUCAGGACUGGAAUAGGAAGCAACACACGCAGGAAGAGAGCCGCUUCAGAAAAAACCACCAUCACCAUCAAGCUGAGUGUAGCUGCUGCUGCUCCUGCUGCUCCUCCAGGUGGAGGACACAUUGGACCGGUUCUGGUGAUGUUUGCUGUGGUUGCUGUUCUAGCUCUUCUGGCUGUGUUUGUCUGGAAGAAGAGAAAUGUUUCUCCUCCCCAGGAUGAAACUGUAGAGACUCUUCAGCCCUGACUAGCAGCUGUAAACAUCAGCAGACCUUGUUAUUCUGCUUUGCCCUGCUUGCAUCAGUGUAAUCCAGCCAUUAGACGGACACAAGACCGAACAUUGCUAAUGACGGUCCCAAGCCCGGAAAAUGGAGAGGGUUACUGAGGAAGGGUUGGGUUCCUAUUUCAAUCUGUGGGCUGAAACUUAUUAAUCACAAUAUUUCAACAAAUUACAUCAACUGAUUAACAGACUUAUUACUUUCUGUAAUAUUGACCUGGGUACAUCCCUAAAUAAUACGUUUUAAGAAGCGUCUGAUUUUAAAUCUCUCUUCUGUGUUUUUCUAACGCAUCUGUUUCUGUGUUUCUCAUUUACGAUUAUAUUUUAGUCUUCUGGUGUCAGUUUAUUGUGACAUUUAAUAAAAGCAAAAUGAGAAGCUAA